Messenger RNA from Drosophila nasuta, 920 nucleotides. RefSeq lists its product as uncharacterized. The record is from RefSeq and is a predicted model, not a curated record. Bases 96 to 785 code for a protein of 229 amino acids. Lineage: Eukaryota; Metazoa; Arthropoda; Insecta; Diptera; Drosophilidae. The transcript has a single exon.
CCUCGUUAAACAAUUUUUUUGAUGGUGACUGCAACAAGUGGCAAAUUGAAUUGAAAAGUGUUUUGAAUUCGAGUGAAGAUGCUGUGGCCAAGUGCAUGAGGAUUAUGAUGCAGUUGCUCUUAGUGUUGUGCAUGCUGUUGGCGUUGGGGCAACCACAGCAGCUGCUACGUCGCAACAUCAUCAAGGUGCGCGCCAGCGGCUUUCUGCCCUUCGAAUCGGAUCUGCUGCUGCCGCUGGGCAUACUCCGUCAACUGCAGGCUCAGGAUCGCGCCUCUCGCUUGCUUCCAUCGCCUCAACAACAGCUCUAUCGCAAGUCCAAGCCAAAGCAGAAGCCAUCCAAGCCGAAGGUGAAGCAACAGGUGCGCUUGGAGCGAGCCAAGGCGAAUGCAGGGGGGGCGGGUGCGGGUGUCCAGAUGUACAAUCUGAUCGAUGACGAUGGCGAGCUGCUGCUCAAUCUGCGUGUGCACAACGAGAUGAGUCACAUUGAUCAGCAUCUGGAUGCGGCGCCGCAGAGCAGCAAUCAUCGAUUGCAGGAGGCGGAAUUGGCCACGCCUUGGCGUCCCUCAAAAUGGCGACCGACAGCACGGCCGCCGUUGACGCUGACGUCGUCGUCGCCGCGGCCGCUGCCCCUGCAUCAGUAUCUCAGCAGCAACAGCCUGGAGCAGUCGCAACAACAAUCGUUAUCGUUAUCGCAGCUGCAGUCGGCGACGACGCCGACGACGACGCAGCAGCAGCAGCAGCGACGCGUGUUUGGCGGCAGACAAGAUUGGCGCAGCUAUCAGUGAAGCUCAGUUUUAAUUUACGUUAUUUUAAUUUAUUUUUUUUUAUACAUUUACAUUUUAACUGUCAACUCACACACUCACACACAACACAGGCACUUAGCAUACACACACACACACACACAAACAAAUGAAUCAAAU